CCUUCCUUUUGCACUUUCUGUUUGCUUAUAGUAUUAUGGAAUUCUUUAGCUAAUAUCAAUGUUGGCUUUUCUUAUGUCAAGUUGCAAAAUGUUUUGCAGAUUGGUGACAAAAGAAACUGUUUGUUCUAUUCUUUUUAACCCAAGCAUGAAAAUCAUCAAUUCCCAUGGAUUCAGUUUGCAUCAUAAUGGGUCCCUUUUCAUUUCCCAAGAACUAUAUUGGGACAAUUCUGACUUCAACCAUCAUCAUUGGAUGAUUUUGGAACACUCUAGGUUUGGUCACUUCAGCCACAUAAUAGUUUAGGCAAUACUCAUGACUGCUACUUAGUCUUCCUUUAUCUUUGAUCUGAACAGUACUCGUCGGCAGACUCAAUCAAAGACCUAGGCUUGACCUCCAUUUUACUUGCUUCAGAAUCAAUAAAGCCUCCUCACACCAGUCAACAUGGGACCUCUUUUUCUGUGUGUGGAUCGGUUCUUAGAGCAAUUUGAUGAAGUCUGGAGACUGACAUAUACUCAAAUCAAAUAACCAAAGGUUCUUGAGAGUCUCCAUUAUAUCUAGGGAAGAUCAAUGUCAUGAAGUAGAAGAACCAAGGUGUCUAUGCAUCAAAGUUGGAAACUUGUCCAGCAACAUUUGUAAUUUUUUCAUCACUAGUUUUAGCGACAAUUUUAUAAGAUAUUUUGGAGUCCAACCAGAGUUAAAUUAAUGUCCAAAGGCCCUAAUAUGGUACAUCAUAUGUUAGGGUCCCUUUUCUUUUUUCUUUUUUUCUCUAAACUUGUAUACUUGUAUUUGGGAGAUUUUAGAGUUAUCUUCAGAUAAUUUCAUAGGGUGAUGGGAUUUACUAUCUUCCCUUUGCAUAGAAAAAACCAAGUCUCUGUUUAAUAGUGCAAAAUCAUUCAAUUGUCUUCAGCAGUGGAUUAUUAUUUUCUCAUGAAUGUGUGAGUUUUUUUCAUCAGCAGAUUUAAUGCCAUAGUUCGGUAUCAGUUUGGUAAAUGUGAUAUUUGAUCUACAUACCUUUUGUUUCCAUAAGGUCAUAAAUGUCAUAAUACUUGCUAUGCGAGAAAUUUGUUGCAGUGGUAGUGACCAAGUAAAAAAUUACCCUUCCUAAAAUUUGACUUUAGUUUUCUGUAGAGUGAUGUUAAUUCAAGGAUUUUAAGCUAAGUUAUUAAGAAAAUCUCUGCAGCGCCAGACCUGAUAUUCGAGUAGAGAAAUUGGAAGAAGAAAGAAUAUUUUGGUGAAAAGGUGGAAUUAGCUAAGCACAGGAAGUUGAUAUUAAUGAAUGGAUUCCUUAUAAACAUUUAAUAAGCUAGUCAAUUGGUGUGAUCGGUCAUUAAAAUUGUUUCCUUUUUUAUCUUUCUUUUUUUGGUUUUGUCUGCAAUAUGCUGACAUGUGAGCUAUUGUUGAUGAAGAACAUGAUGCACUGAUACUAAUCUAAUACAGGACAGGCGCAUUGAGGGAACAAAGAACAUGUAUUUCUUUAUUCGGGGAUAUGAUAGCCGUGGAGUUAAAAGGGGGAAGAUAAUAGAUGUGAAAUAAGUAAGAAAUGAUGAAUGUCAGACCGGUUUAGAGCGUCUGAACCAAAUCAGCCUUUGUUCGAACCGUCUCCGAGCCAUUCUAACGACAAGGUGGGCUAAACUAUACCAAAUCAAGCCCGAUCUAAACCCAACUUCCCCCUCCCCCAACCCCUGUGACGCCAUGGAAGGGACUUCUUUCCCGUGGAAGGUGCCCGGUGACGAUUGUCCUUCCUUUGCGUGAAAGGCGGCUGUCGAUUAUAAGUCGGCCAUCCUCCCUUCUACCCUCUCGGUGUUGCUCUCCCUGUGCCUCCCAGCCGACGCCCCUCUCCCGUGCUCAGCCCCCCUUCUCUCUCUCUCUCUCUCUCUCUCGAGCAGAGGGAGAUAGAGCACUCAGGCCGCCUCCUCCUCCCCCAGCUCCUCCCCCCGACAGCCCCCUUUCUCUAUCUCCCAGCCGCGAGAUCGCCGUGAAUUUGCCAUCUAGGGGGUUCUGAGGUCUUUGGAGAGGAGGAGAAGACGAUGGGGACGAGAGAAGUAUACGAGGAGAAGCUCCGGAGAGGCAAUCUACACCAUGACCCCACGAUUAAUCCUGGCUUAGGCUCUGCUCGUUGCCCCCGUUGCCUCUCUCUCAUAAACCCUAACUCAGAAAAAGAGGAAUGGGCCAUCAACUCUGUUUUGCAUGAUGCAACUUUUGUGGCUGGUUCAGGGGCUGGCGUGAUGCUUAGUGCUGUCCAUGGGAUGAAUAUAGGGAUUCCUUUUGUUCAGAAGCAUGUAAAGGGGCCCAAAUGGCUGCAUUUUCUUUUCGUGAUUCCUCCACUGCUGUUGUAUUCAGGAGCUAGUGCAUCAUUAGGAGCUUACGCCGUUCCAAGGUUUGCUCAGCUGACUGUGACAUCUUAUUAUGCUGCUUCAAGUGCAUCACACUAUGCGGUAUCACGAGCCACUCGAUACAUCGAAGAAUCCCAUUCAUCUCAAUCUUCGAGAGAUGUCUAAAAUCCAUACUUGGGACCAUUUUCUGUGUUUUAAUAUGUCGAAGCAACAUUUCCUUUAUAUAGAAUAGUUGGAGGAGUUCUCUUUC
Musa acuminata AAA Group (dessert banana) is the source of this 2581-nucleotide messenger RNA. RefSeq lists its product as uncharacterized. Lineage: Eukaryota; Viridiplantae; Streptophyta; Magnoliopsida; Zingiberales; Musaceae. The record is from RefSeq and is a predicted model, not a curated record. The coding region runs from base 2026 to 2496 and encodes 156 amino acids. The transcript has 7 exons.